This is a messenger RNA of Papaver somniferum (opium poppy), 1150 nucleotides long. RefSeq names its product NAP1-related protein 2-like. Lineage: Eukaryota; Viridiplantae; Streptophyta; Magnoliopsida; Ranunculales; Papaveraceae. Gene Ontology annotation, cellular component: chromatin; nucleus. The record is from RefSeq and is a predicted model, not a curated record. Bases 164 to 937 code for a protein of 257 amino acids. Gene Ontology annotation, molecular function: chromatin binding; histone binding. The transcript is spliced from 10 exons. Gene Ontology annotation, biological process: nucleosome assembly.
GAUAAAAGAGAGGCCACCAUAAAACCCCUACAUUCUCUAGAAAUUUUUUAUUAUUCACUUUCACUCUCUCUUUUUCUCUUGUUUUCAUUCGUUGGUCUCUCUCUCACUGACAAAAUUAGGGUUUUAGAGAGGAAAGGUUAGGGUUUUUGGUGUGAGGAAAAAAAUGGGUGCAGACAAAGGAAAGAAAUUGAAAGUUGAAGAGAAACCUGAGGUCGAAGAAGUAGAUCACAUUGACGGCGAGCUUGUUUUGUCUAUUGAAAAGUUGCAGGAAAUACAAGAUGAGCUCGAAAAGGUAAACGAGGAAGCUAGUGAUGAAGUGUUGGUAGUGGAGCAGAAGUAUACCUUAAUCAGGAGGCCUGUAUACGAUAAAAGGAACGAGAUUAUCAAAUCAAUUCCUGAUUUUUGGUUAACUGCUUUUUUAAGUCAUCCUGCACUUGGUGAUCUGUUAAACGAAGACGACCAGAAGAUAUUUAAGUAUCUAAAAUCUAUGGAUGUUGAAGAUUGUAAAGAUGUGAAAUCUGGGUACUCGAUUACCUUUAACUUCAAUGAGAACCCAUACUUUGAAAAUGAGAGUCUUGUAAAGUCAUUCUUAUUCUCAGACGAAGGCACAACCAAGAUAAGUGGCACAAAAAUCAACUGGAAGGAGGGAAUGGACAUUUCAAAUGGAGUCAAUCAUGAGAAAAAGGGGAACAAGCGUUCACAUGAAGAUACAAGCUUUUUUACCUGGUUCUGCGACGAUCAAGACAAAACCCUUUUAGAAGCUCUUCAUGAUGAGGUGGCUGAAGUUAUCAAAGAGGAUCUAUGGCCCAAUCCCCUCAAAUAUUUUAACAAUGAAGCUGAUGAGGAUUUUGAUGAUGAGGAAGGCGAAGAAGGGGACGAAGAGGGAAAGGAUGACGAUGAUGAUGAGGACGAUGAUGAUGAGGACGAUGAGGAAUGAUAGAGAUAGUCCUGUUCUGGCUGAUGUUUUCAGCUUUCCUUUUGCUCUUUUUUCUUUUGGCUAUAUGCUCUGAUUUUGGGUCAUGUGCAUCUAGUAUAUCUAUCUGGUUACAAAAUGAUCAAGUAAUAGGAGUAAAGUUAUUUCUAAAUCUUGUCGAUACAUUACUACUUUUUACAUAUAUGAGCUAUAUAGUUUUCCUUAUCUUUUGUGGUU